Molecule: messenger RNA, 1507 nt
Organism: Cuscuta campestris
Lineage: Eukaryota; Viridiplantae; Streptophyta; Magnoliopsida; Solanales; Convolvulaceae
Source: the annotation of a GenBank genome assembly
CUGAGGAGAUUGGCUUUUCAGUUUUCACCCCCCAUUUUAAAGAAAUCUCUGUGCCCGAGUUCGACUCGGCCACUCGGACACUGAAUCGGAGCAGCCAUUUUUAUUUCUAUUUUGUUUGUUGUUGUGGUUGGAGAAGACGACAAUUAAGCCAAUGUGCAGAAGCAGAUUCCUGAUGAGAUGGCUUCUUCUAACGCUUCCCCCCUGCUGAUAAUUCCCCUUCUUCUUGUCUCCUCCAUGCUCUGUUUCUUGUCUGCUUCUCCGGCAGCAUGGUCGGCGGCCGCCGCCGCCGCAGACGGCGGUGGGUCUCCGUCCAAUCAGACAUUCCGGCCCGGACACCACUCCCGGAGGAUGAAAAUGGUCCGUGCCCGUCUCAUGAAUAUCAAUAAGCCUUCUGUCAAGACAAUACAGAGCCCAGACGGUGAUAUAAUUGAUUGCGUUCCCAUACAGAAACAGCCGGCAUUUUAUCAUCCACUGUUAAAGGGUCAGAAACCAGUGGAUGCUCCGGAAAUUCCGAAAGGGUACAAUUUGGAGGAGGAAGAAGAAGAAGCAGAAAUGGAAGGUUUGCAGCAGCUAUGGAGGAUGACCGGAGAAUGGUGCCCGGAAGGGACAGUGCCGAUAAGAAGGACAAGUGAAGAAGACAUUUUGCGGGCGAGUUCUGUUCGGAGAUUCGGCCGGAAAGAAACAACAGUUCAUGAUGUCGUCCGGAGAGACACGACCUCCGACUUUCAUGAGCAUGCAGUUGGGUAUGUAAAUGGGGAGCAAUACUAUGGGGCAAAGGCAAGUAUGAAUGUGUGGGCACCUCAUGUGGCUAAUGCUCAAGAAUUUAGCUUGUCACAAAUGUGGAUCAUCUCUGGUUCUUUUGGUGCUGACCUCAACACCAUUGAGGCUGGUUGGCAGAUUAGUCCAGAGAUUUAUGGGGACAGUCGUCCGAGGUUCUUCACUUACUGGACCAGUGAUGCAUAUCGAACGACGGGUUGUUAUAAUUUGUUGUGCUCCGGUUUUGUCCAAACAAACAAUAGAAUAUCCAUUGGAGCAGCUAUCUCCCCUACAUCUUCCUACGGUGGACGACAAUUUGAUAUCACCAUUUUAAUUUGGAAGGACCCGAAAAAGGGGCAUUGGUGGCUACAGUUCGGAUCGAAGACGUUGGUAGGGUAUUGGCCAUCGGCGUUGUUCACGCAUUUGAAAGGGGCAGGGAGCAUGGUGCAAUUUGGGGGCGAAGUCGUGAACCGAAGAGGAUCGGGGUCACACACAACCACACAAAUGGGGAGUGGCCAUUUUUCAGGAGAGGGUUUUGGGAAGGCCUCUUACUUUAGGAACUUGCAAAUGGUUGAUUGGGACAACUCUUUGAUCCCAUUGCCUAAUCUUAGAGUCACUGCUGAUCACCCUAAUUGCUAUGAUAUUAAAGGUGGGGCUAAUCAUGCUUGGGGCAAUUUCUUCUUUUAUGGAGGACCUGGAAGAAAUUCAAGAUGUCCAUAAAUUUAAAAGGAAAAAAAAAGAGUUCAAGUUC